AUGAACGACGACGAUUACGAUAAGAACGCUAAAAAGGAUGCCACGGGGAAACUUGGCGAUAUUUAUGCUUUGAUGAACGCUUUAUUAACAUCAUCGAAUAGUGGCUACAUUAAGAAAUCUAGAAAACGAUGGACUGACAUUCGAGUAUCCAAAAAUUAUCUUGAAUAUCAAAUCAAUUUAUUUAAUCAGUAUAAAAAUAAAUUUAUAGAUAAAGUGGCCAAGCGCUCGACACCGGUCACCGUGGUUAAAAGGCAAGAAUUAAUGGAUCGAUUUUCAAUAACGCCUGGUUCGCCAUCUCAACGACAGCGAGGACUAGCUUGGGCUAAAGAUAAUAUAGGCAGCAAAAGAUUAAAAAAUGAUGUAGAAUUUAAUGAGAUCAGAAAGAAGCCAGGUCAAAUGAAUAGGCUAGAAUUUAAACGGACGUUAAUUGAAUUACUAGGAACGCAGAAAUUUAAUCGCCAAUUGGACGAAAUAUUUUCUAAGGUCGAUGUUACAUGUGAUGGCCUAGUCGACUGGGAAGAUUUUUGUACAUAUACUUUAUUACAAUAUCAGGAGCUUGAUUAUGAAAAACAUAACAGAGAAACUCCAUUUAUUGGCAAGCCCAAAUUUUUUUCGGAUCCUCGUAUGAAUAAGGAGGUUAUCAUUAGAAUAUUGUAUAUUUCAAAUUCCAAUCGAUAUGCAACCGUAUCAAAGGAUGGAACGAUUGGUGUAUGGGGAGUUGAUUUAGAAUUAGUUCAGUGUCUUCAGCUAUCACCCACUAGUAAUGAAGAAGCAAAAAAGAAAUUAAAUUUGUGGGUUACCGAUGCCGUCUACAUGAAAAAUAUUAAUAAAUUAGCUAUAUCGACGACAAGUCGGGACUUGUACUUUUUAGACACCACGACAACAACGUUAAUGAAGCAAUUUCAUUUAUUCGAUUUACCAUCUGUCCCAUUAUGCCUCGAUUAUUGGUUUGAUCCCUUAGUAUUUGAUACAAGAUCUCUUUUAAUCUAUGGUGAUGAUAUCGGAAAUGUGACAUUUUUAUACUUUAAUAAGCCUCAUGUUGCACUUUUUGAUGAUCCUGCAAAAAUAAGACGAGAUCGAACAUAUCAAAUAUUUGCCAAGGAUCUGGAUCAUCAGUCCGAAUUUGUUCAAAUGCAAGUUCUAACAGAUAUGCAUAAAGAUUGGGUUAGGAGAAUUAAAUAUCUGCCAACACAUUCCAGUAUAAUUUCCUGUUCUAGCAAUGGUAAAGAUUCCCUAGUUGUUCGAGAUAUUGAUAAGAAGAAAAAACCUUAUACAUUCCGAGUUACAAAAGGAAUCGAUUGCUUCGAUGUUAGCCUCUUAUGGAACAUUAUUGCUACAGGAAGUUCAGAUGCAGUGCGCUUAUGGAAUCCAUAUGUGACAAAUAAGCCCGUAGCGGUCAUGAAAGGGCAUCAAUUGGCAGUUAUUGAUGUAGUAAUCUAUGAAGAUCAAGGACUGGUCCUUAGUUUCGCAAAGGAAGAGUCAAUAAGGAUUUGGUGUAUUAAAGAGCACUAUUGCCUACACUCUAUCAACCUGAAGUUUCCAUUGGACGCUAGGCUACCCGAUCAUUUCUCCCAUGUUUUCUUACUGCAAGCAUCUCCAUUAAAUACUUUGUUAAUUACCUGUAGUGAUGUUAUUGCGGAAAUGAAGAUGCAAAGUUCUCAUCAAAUUGGUACCAGGCAUCGAAAUGUAGUUACUCAUUCCAGACCGUUGCGCAGUGCGCUGUAUAAUAAGAGACUUAAUCAGGUUGUUGUUGGCUGUACUAAUUCACUAGUAUCAGUCUGGGAUUUUGAGGGUGGCCAAAGGAUAAUCCAGUUUUCAACUGCUCAUGAUCAAGAAGAACUUGCUUAUAUGAGAUUUGAUGCUGAUGAAAAGCGAUUAUUGAACGCCAGUCGCAACGGAAGUAUAACGGUUUGGAAUUUUACCAAUGGCCAUUGCCUUCAUAGAUUAGAACCAGCAACCUCUGACGAAAUUACCGGAGUGGUCGAUGCCCCGGAACACAACUGCUUCAUUUCAGUUGGAUGGAGUAAAAAGAUUGUAGUGUAUGAGAAGGAUCUUACAAGUUUUCAUCUUGAUCCUCAAAUGGAAUGGAAAGGAGGCCAACUACACAAGGAGGAUAUUCUUAGUAUUGACUACUGUCCUCCACAUUAUGUAGCCACUGGUAGUUUUGAUGGGGAAAUUGUGAUUUGGCUAGCCGAUACGGAAAGUGUUUUCCGUCGUUUAAGAAAGCCAUCCAAAAGUAGUAGAAGAUCAAGUAAAAGCAACUCUGGAUAUACUGACAGUCGACAUGGACCAGGGCGCCAUGCGGUAGAGAAUUUGGCAUUUUUAAAAUCUCGAAUUCAUAUUCGAAACCCUGACUGUGGUCAUCUCAUAUCUAGCCAAUAUAAUAAAAUCUACUUCUGGAAUAUCUUAUCUUCGGAUAGUCGAGGUCUGGCUAGUUUUAGAGCAACGCAAGAACGCGGAGAUACUAUCUUAAGUAUCCAUGUCGAUUCCUACGACGAGAUCUUGGCCGUAAGCGAUAGUGGUGGUAAUGUUAGUAUUUGGGAUAUCACAAGUUUCUGUCUGCCUGAUAUUCUUUCGGAGGAUGAACCCCCAUUAUUAAUUCGGUGGAAAGCACAUGAUCUUGCUGUAGUUAGUAUCCAAUAUAUUCGCCAUACAGCAAACGAUUUCUUAUUGACGGCAUCAGUUGAUCAAACAGCAAGAGUUUGGACUGCUGGCGGGCAUUACGUUGGGACAUUUGGUCAAGCGAUUAAGUGGGAUUUAAAGGACCCUUCGACUUACCAACAUCCUAAAACUCCAUGGACUGCUUCUGAUUCACAGCUUUUAAGUAGCAGCAGAAGUUCUAUGAAUUUAAAGGAUGCUAGUAUAUAUAGUCUUGAUAAAUAUACAAACAAUGCCAAUGAUACCAUUAAUAAGAAUAAUGAUGAAGAGGUUGAAGAAUUAAUACAACAUAUACCUAAAAUAGAUUCUGCCAGGUCUGUUCUUGGCGAUCAAUAUUCAAAACAAUAUCAACGUCGAAUGGAAAGCCGCCGUCGUCGACGUCAAGAUAUGGGUGAAAUAGAUAUUAAUCGAACUGUUCGUUUUGGCAAGACUUGCUCUCCAUUUCAAGUUAUUAAAACACCGGAUAUGGAAGAAUUUUUUCUACCUCGUAAUGUACCCAUGACUCCUAACAUGCGUCAGAAAGAAGCCAGUAGGAGUUUAUUCGGAUUCGCUCAAGACAGCGUUUCCUUACCUAAUUUACAAGCCUCACUAAAUAGAUCACCAAUAUCUCCGCAACUAUCACCUCGGAAUUUUGAAUUUUAA
Messenger RNA from Trichoplax adhaerens, 3300 nucleotides. RefSeq lists its product as uncharacterized. The record is from RefSeq and is a predicted model, not a curated record. NCBI's taxonomy places the organism in Eukaryota, Metazoa, Placozoa, Uniplacotomia, Trichoplacea, Trichoplacidae. The transcript has 23 exons. Gene Ontology annotation, molecular function: protein binding; calcium ion binding. The coding region runs from base 1 to 3300 and encodes 1099 amino acids.